Messenger RNA from Vespa mandarinia (Asian giant hornet), 3723 nucleotides. RefSeq lists its product as uncharacterized. The record is from RefSeq and is a predicted model, not a curated record. Gene Ontology annotation, cellular component: membrane. Gene Ontology annotation, molecular function: L-amino acid transmembrane transporter activity. Gene Ontology annotation, biological process: amino acid transmembrane transport. NCBI's taxonomy places the organism in Eukaryota, Metazoa, Arthropoda, Insecta, Hymenoptera, Vespidae.
UUUGUUUAUCAAAAUGGUGACAUUUCCAAGGUGUCGACGAACUUCUUCAUCAUUUUAUAAAGUAUGCAUAGUAAAGGAUGAUCUUUAUCAAAAACGUGACGUACAUUUUGUACGUAUAAUUUUAUUUCUUUUAGCAUGAUAAAAGUUUCUAUAACCAGCCUCUCUUAUCCAAUAGUCCAUAAUAUAAUACGGCUGAAGUUCCAUAUUUCUAACCUCAUCGUUAAAACAAUAAUUUUAUUAUUGGCGAAUAAUUAUAUGUAAGAUCAAAAGAGAUAUAUAUAUAUAAAGGACAAUUAUUUAUUAUGGAAAGAGAAUAUUUUUAAGAUUAAUAAAAAGAAAAGAAGUAUUAAAAUUAUUACGAAACUUGUACAAAAUUUGAAAAGCAUAAUACAGAAGAACAUUUAUGAAAGAAAUAAUUAUUUCCAGAGAAUAAAUGCUUAAAGAUUUUUGAUUAAUUUUGCAACGUAUAUUUAUUAUUAUUCAAAAUGAUGGCCCAUUUAUCUCAUGUUAUGACACUUGCCAAUAGCAUCAUUGGUGUGAGUGUUCUUGCAAUGCCAUUCUGUUUCAAACAAUGUGGUAUUAUUUUGGCUGCCUUAGUUCUUUUACUAUCGAAUCUUCUAUCUCGUCUUGCUUGUCAUUUUCUUAUAAAAUCAGCAGUAAUGUCAAGACGACGUAAUUUCGAACUCCUUGCUUUCCACGCAUUUGGCCAUAUGGGAAAGUUUUUAGUAGAACUUUUUAUAAUCGGAUUCCUUGUGGGUACAUGCAUUGCAUUUUUCGUCGUUGUUGGUGAUUUGGGACCACAAAUUGUUGGGAAAAUAAUAGAUAAGAGACCUGAAGAUAUCAGAACUAGUCUACUUAUAAUAACAAGUAUUUUUAUAAUAUUACCAUUGGGUCUACUUCGAAAUAUUGACAGUCUAUCAAGUAUUUGUACUGCUACCAUUGUUUUCUAUGUUUGCCUUAUUUUAAAGGUAAUAGCAGAAUCAACACAACACAUUUUUGCAAGAGAUUGGACGAGUAGUGUGUAUUAUUGGAGACCUGGUGGUAUCCUUCAAUGUUUGCCAAUUUUUUCUAUGGCUCUUUUUUGCCAAACACAGUUAUUUGAAAUAUAUGAAACAAUUCCAAAUGUAUCACUUGAAAAGAUGAAUGAGGUCGUACGUGGUGCAUUAAAUAUUUGUACUCUUGUAUAUUUAUGUGUUGGUUUCUUUGGUUACAUUGCAUUCUGUACACAAUCCUUCACAGGAAAUAUACUGAUGAGCUUUGAACCAAGUUUAUCAUCGGAAAUGAUAAAGAUGGGAUUUUUUUUCUCUGUAGCCUUUAGUUUUCCACUAGUCAUUUUUCCUUGCCGUGCAAGUCUGAAUUCUCUCUUAUUUCGUCGGGUAUAUACUCAUGAACCAUCUAUGAAUUAUAUGCCGGAAGCAAGAUUUAGAUGUCUUACAAUUGCAAUAGUAUUUUUUUCCUCAAUUACUGGUAUAUUGAUGCCAAAUAUUGAGUUUGUACUUGGUUUAGUUGGAUCUACAAUUGGCGUAAUGAUAUGCCUAAUGUUUCCUGCAGCAUUUUUCAUAUCCAUAAGCAGUAAACACACAAAUGAAAGAUUGUUAGCACAGGUCAUUAUAUUUGUUGGUAUUUGGAUAAUGAUCCUUGGUACAUAUGCCAAUUUGUAUGCAAUGGAAGAAUCUUCUAAUACCAGAAUUUUAAUAACUACUGCUAAACCUCUUAGUCAAAUAGAUAAUUUACCAUUAAAUUUAAAUAAGGAAAAUAUUCAUAUGAUACCUGAUGUUUCUAAUAAUCCUGAAAUUCUAUCAAAUGUUAAAGAAAAAAUAGAUGGAUUACCAGAAAUUAAAAUAAUGGAUGAAAAUAAACAUCUUGAUGAUAUUCGUCAAGAACCUCCAGUUCCAGUUGAACGUAUCAUUGUUACAGAAAAGCCAGUGAUAGAAAAACAAAAUUCUGUUGAAAAUAUAGCAGCUAGUUUUGCUCCAGAAAUUAAAAAAAUUGUUGAAAAGAUUAAAACAAUGAAAGACGACUUAAACAAAGAGCCUAAUUCUGUUAUAAAUAAUAAUAAAAUGAUAGAACAUGUGGACUCUGUAACGUUAAAGGCUAGUGAAAAUAUUAAAGUAAUCAAAUCUAAAGAAGAAACUAAUGAAAUGUCAAAAAAUGACAAUCUCAUAAAUUCAGAUGCAAUAAAAAAAGAAAAUUCAGAAAUAGCUUCAGAAGGAGAAAUUACUAAUAUGGUAACGGUAGAAAGACAUGAAAAGCUUAGAAAAACUUUAGAAAAGCAUGCAUUGGAAAGGCUGCAAAUGUUACAAGAACAAACAAAACUUUUGAAAGAUAUUAAAGAACAAAAGCGUGAAUUUGAAAGAGAAAAAGAGAGAAUAGGAAAAAAUAUAGAAGAGUCCAUACAAAAUGGUAGUAAGGACAACAAUAACAAUGAAGUAAAUAUUAUACAAAAAUCUAAUAUGAAAGAAGUUGAAAAUAUUAAUAAACAAAUAAGUAAAAGUCUUGUUAAAAAUGAAACUCAGAAUAAAUAUGUAACAGAAACAAAUAUCGAUAAAAGUGUUUUAAAAACGCCAAAUAUUCGAAACAUAAAUAUAGAAAUUGCACAUGAGAAAAAUGAUUCUGAACAAUUCGUUGAUACAAAGGAUAACAAUAAUAUUCAAAAUAUGCAGAAGAUGAAGUUAAAAGAAGACAAGCAUAUAGACCAAACACAUUCGAUAUCAAAUUAUCAAGAAAAGAUUAAUGUAACAUUUGAUAAUAUUUCAGAUAAAUCUAAAGGAACUAUUUUAAGUGCUUUAACUAAAGGAAUUUUAAUAAAAUCUACAUCAAAGGAUACUUUGCUUAAGAAAAAAGAUAUACGAACGUCACAGGGUAAAGAAGAAAGUAUCAUCAAUGAAAUUAAUAAGUCUGACGAAACAGUAAUCCGAAAUCAGAAUACCGUGCCUAUUAUAUUACAGCUUAAAAAUCAAACUAACGUUAACAAAUCUGAACAGUUAACAAACAGAAGUGACAAUGAUGUUCAAGUAAUGCGAAGAGAUAUUUUAGAAAAUCAUAAUAGAGAGAAACGAGAAGUCACUAACAUAAAUGUACUAAAAACUGAAGUUUCUCCUGAUGUUUCAACUGAAGAAAUAAAAUCUUUUAUGAAAGAUGUUUCUAUGGAUAUUGAUCGUAAAAAAUGUUCUAAAACGUUAGAAAAUUCACAAAUAGAAAUAGCAAAUAAGCCAGGAAAAGAAUUGAAACAAAAAUUACCAGAAAUGGCAUCUAUUCCAACUGCUUCAACAUUGAUUAAAACUAAUGUUUAUUUAUCAGAGAAAGAACAAGAAUUAACAAAUUCCAUUUUAGUAGACCCAAGUAUAACCAUAAAAGGUAAAUACAUUAAAUUAAAGCAAAGAGAUUUGAAAGCUUUGAAUACUGAUUAUAUUAGAAACUUAUGACCAUUAGAAUGCAUUCUUUAUAAUAAUCAAUGUCUAACAGAGUAAAUUUCUAAAUUAUCAAAAUAUAUUUUCUGGCUAUUUCUGAAUAUUCAGCUACAUUAUUGAAAACAUAACAAUAUUGUAAAAUAUUGAAUAAGCUGGAAAUUAGUAUGAACAUAGAUGUAAUUUAAAUAAUAUUGUCAAUGUGUGGUGUCAAAUUUAAAUAAGAUUAUUAUUAAUUAUAUAAGAUGAUAAGUAUAGUUUUGUAAUUCUAUUAUAAGUAACUUAAAAAAGAAAAAGUUGAAUUUUUUGUGUUAAU